Molecule: messenger RNA, 967 nt
Organism: Grus americana (Whooping crane)
Lineage: Eukaryota; Metazoa; Chordata; Aves; Gruiformes; Gruidae
Gene: MIXL1
Product: Mix paired-like homeobox
Exons: 3
Coding region: 1-771 (256 amino acids)
Biological process (GO): regulation of transcription by RNA polymerase II
Cellular component (GO): nucleus
Molecular function (GO): RNA polymerase II cis-regulatory region sequence-specific DNA binding; DNA-binding transcription factor activity, RNA polymerase II-specific
Source: RefSeq, a predicted model, not a curated record
AUGGCCGCGCUGCGCUUCGGGGAGCCCCUGGCGGAGCCGCCCGCCUUUCCCGCGGGCAGGUGGGCGGGAGGCAGCGGGCCCGGCCCGGCCUCGCCCGCCCUCAGGGCGCUUCCCCCGGCGGAGCGGGACCGGCUGCCGGCGGGCCGGGUCGGGGGGGCGCCGGGGGAGCCGUCGGAGGGGGCGCCGGCGGCCUCGCAGCGUCGGAAGCGGACCAGCUUCACGGCGGCGCAGCUGGAGACGCUAGAGCUGGUCUUCCAGGACACCAUGUACCCCGACAUCUACCUGCGGGAGAAGCUGGCCGACGCCACGCAGAUCCCCGAGUCCCGCAUCCAGGUCUGGUUCCAGAACCGGCGCGCCAAGUCCCGCCGCCAGCGGGGACCGCCCCGCCCCGGCCCCGCCGAGCCGCCCACGCCGCCGGGCUACCCGCAGGCGCCCCGCUUCGCCACCCUGCGCGCCCCGGAGCGGCCCCGCUACGCCCUCUCCGGCGCGGCCCAGAUUGUGCAGAUCAAGGAGGAGGGCUCGGCUCCCUACGAGUGGCCGCAGGCCGCCGCCUUCCCCCCCGGCCCCGGCUUUGAGGGCUUCCCGCCCAGCCAGCCCGGCGGGGCCGAGGCCGCUUCCUUCGCGGGGCCACCUCCGGCCGUGCCCUACCCGCCGGCCCGGGCCUUCUGCGGGCAGUACUCGCCCGUGUCGGACGCCGAGGAUACCAGCGGCUACUCGGAAUCGGGCUCGGAGUGGGAGGAAAACGCCCUGGGCGCCUUCCGAGCCCUUUGAGGACUGCGGGGAGCAGUCACCUACCGCGCUACCUCACCCCUGCUCUGCGACUGUUGCACUUUAUCCGGUAGGAUAUUUGGUGAAGCCUAUAUAAAGGAAGAGGAUUUUCCAGAACUACUUGCUGUACACUUGAAAGGAAAUUUUCAGUCUCUGUUGGUGUUAUUAGCUGCAAAAGCAUGUAAGUUCCCCAUCUGGC